AUUGACAGCCCACCACAGCCUGAGCUCGGUCUCGGUCGUACGUAUCCAUCCCUCUGUGGCACGCCAAGUGUCAGCAACAAGCACCCAACCCCCUCCUCCCCCCGCUCAUCUCCUGCUCCCGAGCCCAUGGCGGCGACUCCUCCUGCCGCCACCGCCGUCGUCGCCGCGGGCGGAGCGCACAGCGUGUUCGUGUACGGGAGCCUGAUGGCGGACGAGGUGGUCACCGCCAUCCUCAAGCGCGUCCCGGCCUCCUCCCCGGCGCUCCUCACCAACUACCACAGGUUUAACAUCAAGGGUCGUAUUUAUCCAGCAAUCCUGCCUGUUGAAAGCAAGAUGGUUGCUGGAAAGGUUAUCAUGGGCAUUUCUGAUGCAGAACUCAUUGUCUUAGAUGCAUUUGAGGAUUUUGAGUAUGUAAGGAGAAGAGUUCAGAUAUCACUCACCGAUACUUCAGAGACAAUGCAUGCUGACACUUAUAUAUGGAGUGAUGCAGAGGAUCCAGAUCUGUAUGGUGAAUGGGAUUUUGAGGAGUGGAAGAGGCUUCACAUGAAGGAUUUCCUAACGAUGACACUUGGAUUCAUGGAUGGAUUCGAACGGCCUGAACACAAGACCCGGGUCGAGACCUACCAGUCUUUCAUGCACGAGCAUGAACAGCCUAAAUCGGAUACGCAGGUCGAGAGUUGAGUUCUUCGAUCGUUCUUCAUGGAGAACCGAUUCAUCAGUGUGUUGUAUUAGUGUUAUCCGAAACAGCUUAUAUCCUCAGAUUUGCGGAUAAGAUCUUUAUAGCUUAUAUCCUCAGAUUUGUGAAUAAGUUCUUUAUAGGAUCAUUCUCACUAGAACAAAUUAGAAUGCAAUCUCUUCUGUGAGACCCUUGACGAUCCAAGUAGUGGUGCGUAUCAGAAUAAAAUCUUUUCUGUGAGAAUUGAGAUGAAA
Hordeum vulgare subsp. vulgare (domesticated barley) is the source of this 930-nucleotide messenger RNA. Its product is annotated as AIG2-like protein D. Lineage: Eukaryota; Viridiplantae; Streptophyta; Magnoliopsida; Poales; Poaceae. The record is from RefSeq and is a predicted model, not a curated record. The transcript has 5 exons. The coding region runs from base 127 to 681 and encodes 184 amino acids.